AUGGUAGCGCAGCGAACCGCUUCCAGCUCUUGUAAUACACGCAGUCGCAGCGUCAGGAACAAUCUUUCUGUCGCACCUCACGGGGCUCCUGGUCACCAAAUCGACGACUGCCCUGGCUGUCGUGCAGAAAUGAACGAUGCCAUCCAAGCCUCAUUGCGCUCUGCCCAGCAAGAGAACGAAAAAAGGCAUCAAGAACAGCAAGAGCAGCAAGAACUUCAACGAGUUUACGCAGCCAAUGUCGAAGAGAAUGAUCGUCAGCGUCGUCUCGCCCAGGAGGAAGAACAGCUUUUGCAGCAAGCCAUCGAAGACAGUCGCCGUGAAGCCGAACAGCAAGCACAGCGCAGUAGGCUCAACGAGGAACUCCUUAUCGAAGAGUCACGGCAAUAUGCGCUCCGCCAGCGCGAGGAGAGCGCCAAACGUGAAGCACAGAUGCUUGAAGCCGCCAAGCUAGCCUCGUCUGAGCAAGAAGAGAAAAGGCGUCGCGAACUGGUUGCCAUGCACGAUGCCGAAAAGAGAGCGCUUCAACUCAGCUUGCAGGAGCAAGAAGAGGAGUGGGCUCGCCGCGAAAGUGCCGAACGAUCCGUACUCGAGUUUCUAGACCAGAGGAGCAGUAAGGACCCUUCCGCAGCAUCUUCAAGCUCCUCAGUGCAACCGCAAUCGUCGUCCGUAGAGGCUGACGAUCUCGACGCAGAAUAUUGGCGAUUUACCGGCCAUGACGAAGCCUAUCAGCUUGCUCUCCAGAUGCAGCAAGCGUCCCUAUCUGACUCUCACCAACAGAAGGUUGCAUCGACGUCACGCACUCGUCGACCCCUUCCGCGCACGCCUGAAGCGCAAGCGCACGGCGACGAGACUGGAGAUACUACGUUCUGGUCCGCAAGCAAACGAGACAAAGAAUCCGCAUCUUCACAGCCAGCCACCCUCUACAAUGCCACGCAAGAAGCACCUCCAGCAUACUCAGAGGCAACCCAGCCUGGGCCGUCAAAUCCUUCAAAUGCCCGCAUUUCUGCAGGUCGCCCACCAGAAAAGGCAUGCGCAGAUCGCUACGAUGCUGCGACACUCGCCAAUCUCAAUCGGCCAGUCUUGCAGCAUCAGUCUUCUUCCUCAAGCUCAGCGUACAGUCAGUCACAGGGGAGCGACACAACACAGUCUCUUAGAACCAGUUUCGGAGGAGUUUCGCAGCAGUCGAACACCUCGCAGCCUUCGAUGAGUGCCCAGGAGUCGUCUCCCGCUCCGGACCCGGCUUCCGCUUCGCCUUCCAUCCCACAACGUGGCAGCUCGCACUCUACACCAGCUCCGAAACGUAUGAGCUCGGCAAGCUCCAUCGCCCCUGAACAACGAGGACAGCGAGCGCUCGCCGGUCUCGAUUUUGGCUACUGCAGCCUUCCUUUUGCCGACAAACUCGUCAGGAGCCCUCUUCCCUCUUCGCAGUCUGCGUCCAUGACGGACUUGGCAUUCGCAUCUUCUGCGUCAAAUUCAACGUCUGCAUCGACGAGCAAGGCUCUCUUUCCUUCUACCAUUGAGCUCUCCAAGGUGGCUCAAGACUCUGCGAGCGGCGCCAGACUUUCGCCUUGUAGCUUCUUUGUUCUUCGCGCUUACUCCUGGAAGAGUUUGCUUCGGGCAAUCGCGUGGUACGGCAACAGUCGGGUCGAGGCCGCGCCUGCAGAAGUCGCGGCUGCCAGUGAUCGACGCUCUCGUUGCCUCUUGCACGCCGAGGUCGAGUUUGUCACGCCGAUCCGGGUCGACAUCGGCUAUGGCGUUGGCGAGUAUGCCAGAGCCGCACAGAGCACUGGUAGCAUGCCCAAGAAUCCUGCGCCUGUUCAUGUAGCGUUGUGUCUGUCGCUCUUGCCCGUGUCCGCCUCGAAGUCGCCCUCCGCGGGCGAGGCGAGUGCGUGGCUCAAGUCAGACGAGUAUCAGAUCAUCAAGCGAGAGUCGAGGCGCUUGGAUGCGUGGUACGCUGGCAAAGGCUCCACAAGGCGUCUCAUCCAGCUUGCGCGUCAACCGCCGGCACUUCCCGUGGUGAUGGUUCAGAUCGCUCAGUUAUUGCAUGCCUCGCAUUCGUUUAGCGCGGCUUGUCCAUCGUCUGGCUCAACAGCACGCCACUCACCGCGCGACCUGCACCAUGCCAUCGAACGACAUGACGAAGGCUUUGUGCGCAAACAGCAGGCUAUGCUCACCGCUGGUUCAGCCCUGGCGGCGCAAUCUGGUGCGGGUACACCGUCCAAUCCACGGCUCAGCAUGCAAAGUCCCAGUCGCACGUCUAUCUCGGGUGAUCGAGUCGCAGGCGCAGACGAUGACGAGCUCGACGAUGACGAUGAUGACGGGGACCAAGUCGAUUUCAACGAUUUCAGUCUGCUGGCAGAUGGGUCGUUUGAUGCCCAAGAUAAAGAGCUCAUGGGCAAGCGUCAGAGGCUCAAAGCUAAGGUCAAACGGCGUCUUGCAAAGCGCAAUUCAGAUGGCAGAGUUGUCGAUGAAGAUCUUGCUACAUGGAUCACCCCCUUCGACCUUUCGCAGCAUGGAUAG
This is a messenger RNA of Sporisorium graminicola, 2520 nucleotides long. RefSeq lists its product as uncharacterized. Bases 1 to 2520 code for a protein of 839 amino acids. NCBI's taxonomy places the organism in Eukaryota, Fungi, Basidiomycota, Ustilaginomycetes, Ustilaginales, Ustilaginaceae. The record is from RefSeq and is a predicted model, not a curated record. The transcript has a single exon.